AUGGCCAUGAACCCUUUAUUGACAGCAUCAGGGCAGCAAAGGAUCCCACUGGUUCCCUCACCAUUUGAACCUCUGCCUGUGGAUAGAGAUGCAUUGCCUUCCACUGUGGCUCCAACUGACCCAAGACAGUUUUGUGUUCCAUACCGAAUUGGAUCCUCUGUUCAACCAAAUGCAAAUAUGCCAAACAUGAUGUCCAAUCGUUUCUACUCAGGUUGGGGCAUUUUACCACCUGAAUCCUUAAAGGCAAUGGCCAGGAAGAAUGAAAUGAUUCAAAGGCAGCAUACUGCCAGGUUGGAAAUGGAAAUGCAUGCCAUUUACCAGCAAAGGAGAAUAGACAAAAUGAAUCCCACAGGAUUUGCAGGCCUGGGGGUACCAUUCCCCUAUGGCUCCAGUAUCCCCAGUGGCCCAGCCACCUGCCAUGGCAGGAGCAUGCUCCCUGCCGGUGACCUGCAUUUGCACAGACACUCCCUGAGAAGUCUUCAUGGAAAUCCCAUGCUAGUGGCAACUGGUCCACGCUAUCUAGAGGGCUGGGGGCAGAAAUGUCGUCGUCUCAGGAGAGGUACGGGGAAUCAGAAAGUUCUAGACAGUGAUAUUGAGAGUUCCAAAAGUCAAGCAGAAGAAAAAUCCAUAGGCCAGGUUCAUGUGAUUCCCUAUGAAGAGGAUGAGUAUGCCAAAGACCCAGAAACGGAAGCUCUCAACAACCAGAAGUCAAGCGAAGUCAACGAAAAGCCAACUGCAGUUCUUGCCAAUACCUGUAGAGAGUUGGAGCACACCCAGAGAGAACCCUGGGGAACUCAUGAUGCUCCUGUGGACGCAAAGGCCUGGGAUGGUGGGAGAGAGAAGGUUUCAGAGCAGGUUUUUGCAGCCUGUGGUGAAAAGAAUGGGGUUUACCCUCCAGUUCCUCAACCAUCUUUGCCAGGAUCACAGGUACUGGUGACAAGAGGGGAGACUCUGUCUUUGGAUGACGAUAUUCAGAAGUGGACCGUGAGCGAUGUGCACAGCUUCAUCCGCGGCCUCCCGGGUUGUUCAGACUAUGCUCAGGUAUUUAAAGAUCAUGCAAUUGAUGGAGAAACUUUGCCAUUACUCACAGAGGAGCAUCUUCGAAGCACUAUGGGGCUAAAGCUAGGGCCGGCACUAAAGAUCCAAUUGCAGGUAUCUCAGCAUAUGGAGAGUACGUUCUACAAGAAAAGUUUUUCCCUUCCUACCCACACGAAACAAGCAUUUGAUCAACCAGCAGCCACGUCCCCUCUUCUGGAUUUUAAUUCCUGGGGUGACACAUUGGACAGGACCUGUUCGCAGGAUACAAUAAUUCCUAAAGGAAUCGAGCGAGAUAGUAUGAAAAAUUAA
Eptesicus fuscus (big brown bat) is the source of this 1347-nucleotide messenger RNA. RefSeq names its product sterile alpha motif domain containing 7 (gene SAMD7). The coding region runs from base 1 to 1347 and encodes 448 amino acids. NCBI's taxonomy places the organism in Eukaryota, Metazoa, Chordata, Mammalia, Chiroptera, Vespertilionidae. The transcript has 7 exons. The record is from RefSeq and is a predicted model, not a curated record. Gene Ontology annotation, molecular function: protein binding.